Molecule: messenger RNA, 1521 nt
Organism: Thamnophis elegans (Western terrestrial garter snake)
Lineage: Eukaryota; Metazoa; Chordata; Lepidosauria; Squamata; Natricidae
Gene: KCNV1
Product: potassium voltage-gated channel modifier subfamily V member 1
Exons: 3
Coding region: 1-1521 (506 amino acids)
Biological process (GO): protein homooligomerization; potassium ion transmembrane transport
Cellular component (GO): membrane; voltage-gated potassium channel complex
Molecular function (GO): voltage-gated potassium channel activity; protein binding
Source: RefSeq, a predicted model, not a curated record
AUGAAGUCAUCUCCUUGCUGCUUGUCCCUUUCUUCUGGGGCCUCUGGAGAGGAAUUAGGUGAGAGCACAUCCUUUGAUUCUUCGGAUUCCAGUGUCUUCUAUAGUGAGGAAGGGCCGGGAUCUUUGCUACAGCACGUAGCUCCAUCCGUGGACUGCAUGACUGUCAACGUUGGAGGUGCCCGCUUUGUGCUGUCCCAGAAGAAGCUUUGUUGCUAUCCAGACACUCGGCUGGGCAAGCUAGCAGUAAUGGUUUCAGCUGCCCGAGAUGUUGCCUCCAGCCUUUUGGACCUUUGUGAUGAUGCCAACUUGGUGGAGAAUGAAUAUUUUUUUGAUCGGAACUCUCAAGCAUUCAGUUACGUCCAUAACUAUUACCAAACUGGCAGGCUACAUGUAAUGGAUCAGCUGUGUGCGCUUUCCUUCCUGCAGGAGAUCCAGUAUUGGGGACUGGAUGAGCUCAUGAUUGAUUCCUGCUGCAGGGACAGGUACUUCAGAAGGAAAGAACUGAGUGAAACUUUGGAUAUCAAGAAAGAUUCUGAACAAUUGGAGACCCAAGUUGAGGAAGAAGAUUUCUCUGGAAGUCUGUGUUCUACCACCAGACAAAAGCUAUGGGAAGUCUUAGAAAAACCUACUUCUUCUGUCGCUGCCAGGACUUUUGGCACAAUCUCCAUGAUUUUUGUCAUCAUUUCGAUUGCCAACAUGGCUCUGAUUUCAGUGGAAUUGACCUGGAUGCCAGUCCAGCUACUUGAUGUCCUGGAGUAUGUGUGUAUUGCUUGGUUCACAGGAGAAUUUUUGUUACGCUUUCUCUGUGUGAGAAACCGCUACCGCUUUUUAAAGAACAUAGCAAAUAUCAUAGACCUUCUGGCCAUUUUGCCCUUCUACAUCACAUUGUUGGUGGAGAGUUUACGGGGAGAACACAGCUCCCAGGAGCUGGAAAACAUGGGACGUAUUGUGCAAGUGCUGAGGUUGCUGAGGGGUCUGCGCAUGUUGAAGUUGGGCAGGCAUUCAACAGGUUUGCGUUCCCUUGGGAUGACCAUUACACAGUGCUAUGAAGAGGUUGGCAUGCUUCUCCUUUUCCUCUCUGUGGGCAUCUCCAUCUUCUCCACCAUAGAAUACUUUGUUGAGCAAGGUAUCCAUGACACAACCUUCACAAGUGUGCCUUGUGCUUGGUGGUGGGCUACCACCUCCAUGACAACCGUUGGCUAUGGAGACAUUAGGCCGGAUACAACUGUUGGCAAGGUUGUGGCCUUUAUGUGCAUAUUAUCUGGAAUAUUAGCCCUAGCUUUACCGAUUGCCAUCAUCAAUGAUCGCUUUUCUGCCUGCUAUUUUACCCUGAAGAUAAAAGAAGCUGCCUUUCGCCAGAGGGAAGCCCUAAAGAAGCUCACAAAGAAUAUGUCGAGUGACUCUAAUAUCAACAUUAAUUUGCGAGAUGUAUAUGCUCGAAGUGUAAUGGAUGUGUUGAAAUUUAAAAGCCGAGAAAGAACAAGUACCAGGAGUAGCGCUGGUGAUGAGUUUUGGUUUUGA